This is a messenger RNA of Guillardia theta CCMP2712, 492 nucleotides long. RefSeq lists its product as hypothetical. The record is from RefSeq and is a predicted model, not a curated record. The transcript has a single exon. Lineage: Eukaryota; Cryptophyceae; Pyrenomonadales; Geminigeraceae. Bases 1 to 492 code for a protein of 163 amino acids.
AUGGAGACGAUGCCUCUCAAGAUCUUUCCUAGGAGGAAGCAGGGUCAGACCACCAGGGCGCCUGACGUCAGCCUGACAUAUGAACGAGUAUCCUCCUUCUUUCACAUGCGACUAGAAGAUGCUGCGCAUGAGCUGGUGAGAGCAAUGCUCAUUCAGUAUGAUAAAUUCUUUGAUCUCACGCAGACAUUGCAGGGAAUCUCUUUGACUGCCUUAAGAAGCGCAUGCCGGCGGCUAGGAAUCGAGCGAUGGCCAUACAGCAGGAGUGGAAGAGAGGCAGAGGAAGCAAACAUCACCCUGGAAGACAACACAGUCAGCAUCGACACAGAGCGUGGAGAUGGUGCAACAGAAGUGAAUAUUGCUGAGGGGGAGUCUCACGAGGACAUUGAAAUGGAGGAGCAGCAAAAUCCAGACUAUGAGGUUCAUCCUCGGAGUCCAACUGCCUCUUUUGUAGAGUGGUACGUGAACAUACCUCUUGACUCUGAAGAAGUCUAG